AUGGCAGAGGAUCAUCAGCAAAAGCAGCCGCCAAUUCCAACUUCUCAAGCUACCCUCAGCUCUCUCCGGCUCCAACAUUUCAAUUACCUAUCCCCAGCCAGUCAACAUCAGCCUGCACCGACACAGCACUAUCCAUCUGGCCCUGGACCUGAAAGAAGACAUUAUUCAUUUGAUACAGACACUGAAUCCCAGAGGUAUCCAGCAGUGGAUUAUGAUCAGACCGAAGGGCUGGGAGGGGUUUCGGUCAGCUCGUACGAUAGUAUUGAUGAUGAUCGUAUAGAUCCGGCGAUGCGUGGAUAUCCAUAUCACGGAGGAGACAAACACAUCAACUACCACGCCCCAGAACACGACGUCCCCUAUAUGGCCAGCUCCCUCUACCCCGGAAACUCCUACUCCGUCGAAGAAGGCAGCUACCCAUCUCGCGCCGGACCAGGCGGCGCCCCCGGCGCAGCAGGAGACCGCACCCCAUCCGACAUAUCAUCUUCCAUCAGCCCACCCAACGGACAAAUCGGCAACAAUAAAUACAGCACCAUCCCACCCGGUGAACGCCUCGCCCGGGCCUUGAGUAUCGAAGAACAAAGCCGCCUAGCCGUCGAAGAAGACAAACGACGCCGCAACACAGCCGCCAGCGCCAGGUUCCGCGUGAAAAAGAAACAGCGCGAACAAGCCCUUGAGCGCGCUGUACACGAAGCGACGGAAGUAAAAUCCGCCCUAGAAACGCGCGUAACGCAGCUGGAGAUGGAGAAUAGGUGGCUUAAAAAUUUGCUUACGGAAAAGAAUGAGAAUUUGCUGUCGAGAUUGGCGGCGUUGCAGCCUUCAGAUCUUGAGAAACUUGAAUUGCAUCAGCAGGAUAGUAGCGGGGUGUCGUCGACUUCGUCGACGGCUACUGUGACGCAGCACACAACUUCUAAAAAGGCGGAUGCGAAUUCGACGUCGUCCGGGAGGAAGCCGAUCAAACCGAAACCGACGCCGACUGUUGGGGUAGGAACUGAUCAUGACGAUCAUUAA
Messenger RNA from Talaromyces marneffei, 1008 nucleotides. RefSeq lists its product as uncharacterized. The transcript is spliced from 2 exons. NCBI's taxonomy places the organism in Eukaryota, Fungi, Ascomycota, Eurotiomycetes, Eurotiales, Trichocomaceae. Gene Ontology annotation, cellular component: nucleus. The coding region runs from base 1 to 1008 and encodes 335 amino acids. Gene Ontology annotation, molecular function: RNA polymerase II transcription regulatory region sequence-specific DNA binding; DNA-binding transcription activator activity, RNA polymerase II-specific. The record is from RefSeq and is a predicted model, not a curated record. Gene Ontology annotation, biological process: regulation of transcription by RNA polymerase II.